AAAGUAAAGGGCCAAUGAGGGAGAGACUGUCCAAAUAUACACUUGACCUUCCAAACCCUAGAACAAAAUUCCACAUCUUAAGUAAACAAUCGGGAAAUCAAUCAAAAUGGGUUAUGUUUGGAACCGAGUUGAUCCAGAUGAACUGAAGCCAGGAGACCACAUUUACACUUGGAGAGCUGCAUUCACUUAUGCCCACCAUGGUAUUUAUGUUGGCGGAAACAAGGUGAUCCAUUUCACCAGUGAUCAAGAAAAUGCUAAGUCUGAUGUUGGAAUUGGACGGAAUGCAAAGUCUGAUGUUGGAAUUGGAUGGAACUUGUCUUCUAGUCUUCCGAUUCCAUCUUCAUGUUUGAACUCUUCAUCAUUAAACUCUUCAUGUUUGAACCCUAUUGACUGUGGAUUCCCUCAACAUAAUUGCGAUUCCGGUUCAUGUUUAUGCACUUACGACUGUGGUUUUCAUCAACCAGAGAGUGGAGUAACCCUCUCAUGUUUGAAUUGCUUCAGUCGAACUGGAUCACUAUACCUCUAUCAGUAUGGAGUGAAUAAAUGGGUGCAUAUGUCCAGAAUCCGAGGCGGCAUUUGCACCGUUAAACCAUCAAAUCCACCCCAAGCUGUGAUCUAUAGAGCCAUCUAUUUGUUGGGAGAAGAAAAAGGAUUCGGAGAUUAUAACGUGGCUAGGAAUAACUGUGAGGAUUUCGCUUUGUAUUGCAAGACAGAGCUUAUGAUCGAUGGCAAGCUCGCUACUGGAGGCAGUGGUCAGGUGAAUUCCAUCCUUAAUGCACCAUGGAAGCCCGCUCUUGUUCAAAUGUUUCAAAAAGUUGUGUUUCGGACCCCUAUGACUCCACUUGAUGUAGCAGCCAUGGUUGGGCGGUAUACAUGGGACAGAUAUAAAACCGACAUUGGUGUUCGAGGUGAUGUUAUUAGGGUUCUUGUGGAAGAUGUUGGAGCGUUUAGGUUGGAGCGUGGCUACUAACAAACCUGUGGAAUGUAACUGGCACAUACUGUAAUCGAUAAGCUCAUGGUUUUUUUAUGUGGAUUGUUUACUUUAUGUAAGGACUUGGGAAUUAUUCCAAAAGUUGUAAUUUGAGACGGCUUUUUCGUUUUAUCAGUCGCUUUAUCGUUGUUUUUGU
Helianthus annuus (common sunflower) is the source of this 1127-nucleotide messenger RNA. RefSeq lists its product as uncharacterized. The record is from RefSeq and is a predicted model, not a curated record. Lineage: Eukaryota; Viridiplantae; Streptophyta; Magnoliopsida; Asterales; Asteraceae. The transcript has 2 exons. The coding region runs from base 107 to 970 and encodes 287 amino acids.